AGAAAUGCUAUAAACUUUUUACUUGUGAAUCUGGCUAUCUCAGACAUCGUGAUUGCAAUCUUCAUCAUACCCGACUUCAUCCUAAGCCGCACAUUUAGCCAUCCUGACGGAGCGACCGGGUCAGUUCUAUGCCGACUGCUGACAGGCGGAAACUUCUCGUGGGUUGGAGCUGCUUCAUCGGUUUUUACCUUGAUGGUGAUAUCCAUCGAACGUUAUCAUGCAGUAUUGCAUCCUUAUGGAAAUAGAUGGAAGCUUAGCUAUCACAACCUGAAGGUAAAAAUGUUUCUGAGAUUUGCAUGUACAUAGACUAGAAUUUAGCGAUUAAAGCUGGUGGAUAAAUUUCUCUCAUUCAUAUCUGGAAAAAAUGGUGAAUAUAAUGCAUUUUGACGGAGAAUCUAAGGUGACCUCAGAGGAAUUUCAUUGGUCGCAUUUUUGCCGAAAUUUGGUGGGUCUAGGAAUAAGUCUCUCUUUCUUUUUUUAAAGUCAGUGUUUCCUUUAAUGCUAAUGAAGUUAUUAAAAAAAUAAUGCAGCCAUGAUGUUUUAAUCGGUUCCACCUGCAGCUCUGGCAAAGAUGUCACCACAGACAAAAUGAUCUUUGCUAAAGAAGGAGGCAAAGAGGGGGUUGGAGUAAAGAGCAUGAAGAUGGUGUGGCUCGAUUCUUAAGCAUAAUAUCUUUAUUCUUUAAUUUUCGUUUCCAUUUAUCAGUUGUGUGCGUUUUUCGUCCCUGCAUAGGUAAUUAUUCCAAGCUGUUGGAUCUUUGCAGUGAUUAUGAUUCUACCAACGUUUCUUAGUGUUGAUUUUGACAACACCAUACGCGACUGCAAAGAAUCUUGGCCCUCAAAGUGGAUGGGCAUAGCAUACAGCAUAACCUUGUUUUUAAUCUUAGCCGCCCUUCCUUUGGUAUUAAUGACUGGCUUAUAUUCACGAGUGGUGUACGCUUUGUGGUUCAGAAAAAAUGAUCACACUCAACUCUCUCAUCAACAACAAGUAAGAGAUGAUUGUAUUACUCUUUUAAUUUAACGGUUUGUGGUACAUUACUCUGGUUGGUUGAUUGGUUGGUUAAUCUUAAUUAGGCCUUAUUUCACUGUGUAGCCAACGAAAUUAAAAUUUGCUUGAAUUGAAAUCUUCGCCUUCUAUUCGAACUCUCCAAAGAUAUGAUAAAUAAUUAACUAUCCUUGUCUUCUCGGUCCGUACUGUAAAUUAUGGAAUUUCGUUUUUCCUCUCGGGUUUUUGGCGCACGCACCUUGCGCUUGGGCCAUAUAUCCGAGCGGGAAAAACUCGCUCUAACUUACAACACGGAACGAAAAACGAAGUUAGUAAGAAGUAUAUAAAAGAAGUGUUAAUAAGAAAAACGGAUCCAUUUUUUGCCAAAGUGUGUUUGCCAAAUCUCCACUCUAAGGAGGGUCUCCAAAAAGUUUUUCGGGAUCCGGGAUUGGGCUUAUUUAAAGGCUGAGAUCCGAGAAUUUUAAGCCAGAAGUGAGCGAGAUGCGGGAUUGCUAUUAUGAACGGGACACGGUAUUCGGUGAUUUUGAUCGGAUUCGGGAUAUAACACAAAUUGAUCUUGUCGGUCAUGAAAAGCACCAGGCAUACAGGCUCUCUAGCAUUCAAGAGGAGAUCGGGCUGCUCAGCGACACUCUUCAGUUAUUGCGCGGGAAUGAAACUUAUAUCAGAAGCGAAGUUGCCAAUUUAUCAAAAAUCCUCAGUGGCCCAUAGGGUAACGUGGCUUCUAAGACUGCUGCGUCAAUUGAAAUGCUUAACGGCCUUGAAAAACCUCCAGCAAGUAUCAGAAUUAUACCGAUAUGGUUCUCUUAACCUGUUGAGUUACAUGACACUAGAUGUGAAGAAUAUUCACCUUGUUGUGCAUCACAAAGAUAAACUUUUCACGGUGUAAGAUUAUCCAAGAAACUUUGGAAAUGUAGCCAAAGAAGGCUUAACGAAGAUAAUCCAUUAGGCGGCGUACUAUUUUACGAAUCCAGAAUCUAAAUUCUUCAUAUCCUGUCAGCCAUACCAGCAAUUCAACCGUUACCACCAGUGCCGAUGGCACCACAGAGCAUACAGAAGAUGACUGAGGAGGUACUGGGCGUAAACAUUUGUUGCAGCAGUACGUCAGCUCUCUGUCAGACAGGAAACAACGAUGGCAAGAACUGGAACUUCACGCCGUACCUCUAUCAAAGAGAAAUUCAGGCGGUCGAACUUCAAGGAGCAGCAAGAAAACAGCGGGAAACAAGACGAAGAGGAAGAUGGAAUACUGGAGUACGAUUCCCCGAGUGAUGAUGAUGACAUUCCAUCUUUGGAGCGAGAGGCUGAUUUUUACCCCGGAAGAGGUCCCCGCUUCAGAAGAACUGUUCGCUUCAACAGCAGAAUUGUGUUCAGUUAAUUUUUCUUUAUCUUCGUUGUUAUGGAACUAUGGGAUUGCGUGACCUUUUGUGUUUAAUGCACUUGUUGAAAUUGUUAUUCGUUUCUUUGAUAUUGAUCUACCUGUACCUAUACGUUUGUCCGUGAUCGAAAUUUAAUGAAAGGAGGUCGUUACCGUGACCAGCGUGCGUCAUUCGUGCAAGACUUUGAAAACUUCUAAAACGAAGGAUAUUAUCAUUUUGGUGAAAAGAGAUCAACUCACGCCUUACGGUGACCAUAGACUUCAACGGAUCAGUGCUGGUUAACAAAAUCAUCACCCACCGGAUAGGAAAUAGGCUAAGACAAUCGGGAUCGGGAUUGGCCGGUAUAAACCUUCGGGAUUACGGGAUUGAGAGAAAAUUUUAGUUGGGAUCGCAGGAUUGAUGAACCUUAUUGGGGACCCUCACUAGGCAAUAAAAGAUUCUUAAAAAGUGACGAUGCCCAUGUAGCGUGGUUUCUUUGUUUGUUUGCUUUGUUUGUUUGGUUGUUUUCACACAGCAAAUGACAGCAUAGCUGCUCGCAACUCUAAGAAGUAUUGAGUUAUCUUUUUAAACUUUUCUUUAUAAAGGGUGUCAUGAAAGUACGAAGGCGGGUCACUUUAACGGUGACAAUUGUCAGUGCCAGUUUUGGAAUCUGUUGGAUCACAGACUCGACCAUCUUUUUCCUGCAUCACGUCACUUCACCUUACAGUGAUGUAAGUUUUGCUAUCGGCGCUAUAAUGAUCCUUUCCAACUCUGCUCUCAACCCCUUUGUGUAUGCUCUGACCAACAAAAGAUUCAACCAGAAGAUCAAGGCCAUGUUACACCGUAAUGUCUUCCAAAGGAACAAGGUUCAUCCAGGUGAGGAACAUCUCAGCUGCAACGAACUAACGAAAGAACACAAGACGAUAGCAGCAUUCCUUCAGAUUUCCCAUUAG
Messenger RNA from Pocillopora meandrina, 3310 nucleotides. The record is from the annotation of a GenBank genome assembly. NCBI's taxonomy places the organism in Eukaryota, Metazoa, Cnidaria, Anthozoa, Scleractinia, Pocilloporidae.